AAUUGUGCCGUCAAGAGGUAUUUAUGCACAUUAAAACUUUUAUCGUCGACGACAUGGCUGCUAAUCCUUCAGGACCAGUCUUCCCGAACAAGGCCAGAGUACAAAUCCUGGCCGAGCUGGAGAAAGAGAGGAAACGGUUAAUGCAGAAUCAGUCCAUCAGCACUCCAGGAGCCAGCAUUUCAAUAUCCCGUCACAACAUGAAGGACUUCCGGGAUAGUGCAGAGCAGCAGCACAUUGUUGCCCAGCAGAAAGCAGCCUUGCAGCACGCGCACACACACUCGUCAGGCUUCUUCAUCACUCAGGACUCGUCAUUCGGUAACCUCAUCCUCCCUGUGCUGCCACGCCUGGAGCCCGAGUCGUGACCCUUUCACACGUGUGCAGAAAAGCUCACGUCUCACUUCCAAGUUUCACCUUUGGGCUCUGUCAUAUGUGGACACCUAUUUAUCCUUGCAACAAUCUCAGGGGAGUUGGAAUGCAUUUCAGUUAUUUAUAAGGAAGAAAAAAAAUCUUCCUCAACACGUGUAACACUGGGAUUUUGUGCUGUAUACUGUGUAUGCAUAUAUGUGACGUCUGUCAUGGCACUAAUCACAUCAUCUUUAAAUAUGGGGCUCAUUUCUUCCAUCUCAAGUGAAUUGUUUAUAAUGCUGUUUCAAACAUUAAAAAGCAAUCUGGUG
Phycodurus eques (leafy seadragon) is the source of this 674-nucleotide messenger RNA. RefSeq names its product SOSS complex subunit C-like. Lineage: Eukaryota; Metazoa; Chordata; Actinopteri; Syngnathiformes; Syngnathidae. Gene Ontology annotation, biological process: DNA repair. Gene Ontology annotation, cellular component: nucleus; SOSS complex; nucleoplasm. The record is from RefSeq and is a predicted model, not a curated record. Bases 24 to 362 code for a protein of 112 amino acids. The transcript has 5 exons.